AUGCCACGACGGGAUAGUCCCGUCGUCCAAGGAAAGGACAAGACUAGAACCGAGGAAAAUCCGGGCCUGGUCGGCACAGGGAUGGAGAGGGAAAUCAAGCCCGCCCGAAAGCGAGAGAAGAAGAAAAACGGGCGAAAGACAAGACCAGAUGACGGAGUGCAUGAGAAGAUCCUGCACAUCUUCCCCACGGGAGAGGGGUCGCGGCGGCAUAACGGAUCGCCUAACGAACCCUGAAUUUUGUC
Gaeumannomyces tritici R3-111a-1 is the source of this 242-nucleotide messenger RNA. RefSeq lists its product as hypothetical. Lineage: Eukaryota; Fungi; Ascomycota; Sordariomycetes; Magnaporthales; Magnaporthaceae. The record is from RefSeq and is a predicted model, not a curated record. Bases 1 to 234 code for a protein of 77 amino acids. The transcript has a single exon.